AUGAAUUCUGAAAAAGUGGAGAAUGAAGAUUUGUAUGGGAUUUUGGAUUUUUCUAAAUCUACUUAUGAAUCAAUUUUACCUAUUCUGAUAAAAAUAUUCAAAAGGGAGAAAAUUUAGGACUGUAUAGAAUUUCUUGCUUAAGUCCAAAAUCAAAGAUAAGUUGGGUAGCAAACAUUGAAGGGAGAAAUUUUUUCAGUACAGACAAGGAAUAGAUGCUUUAUGUUGGAUAGAAUAACCUUAACAGAAUAACAGAUGUUCUCAAAAAAAUUAAAGAUCAUGAAUUUAGUGAACAAAAUUACUCUUUAGAUAAAUAAGAGGAAAUUAAAUAAGAUCUUAUCGCAAAAAUAUCCUAAGAUAAAAGAUCAUAGAAUUAUUAAAAUUAUUAGUUCAUCUAACUGCCUUUGAUGAGAGGUACAUAUAGUGCGGAUCAAAUUCUCUUCAUUUACUUGUUUAAAUUAAAGUUGAUUUAAAGUAAUAAUCUUUUCAAAAUAUUAAAAUAAGAAAUACUUCACUUAGAGGAGCAACUUUUGUUCGAUGUGACUUAAGCGGAACAGUAUUUGACAAUGUCAUUAUUAGUGGAAUCAAUAUGAAUUAAGCCAAAUUAUUUAAUUGUAAGUGGAGGAAUUUAAAAAUAGAUGAGGUUAUAAAAUAAAUGGUAAUUAUAGUAAGGUAAAUUCAGUUUUGUUUUUUUCAGAUGAAAAAUCAUUAGCGUCUUGCAGCGAUGACCGUUCCAUUCGAUUUUGUGAUGUGAAAACAGGAAAAUUAAUUUAAGUAAUCUAAAGUAAGAGGGAAGUAAAGUAAAUUAGCUACUCACCUAAUAGUACUACCUUAGCUUCUUGUAGUAAUGAAUGUAUAGUAGGCUUGAGACAAACCAAGUAUUCUUAAUGUUAUAAUUAAGGUUUCAAAAUUAAAAGUUAAAUUAAAUACAAUUAGCAAACUUAGGUUAAUAGGAAUUUAAGGAUGCAGACCUAUAAAUAAUAUAAGUAAUUAAAUUGUUAUUGGACAGUGAGAUUUAUACAAAAUUUUUAAUAAAUGAGAUUAAAAAUAGAGCCUGUAAUAUGUGUCCAGAAAAUCUUGGAAUAGUUUUAUUAAUUUUCUUUUGA
Messenger RNA from Paramecium octaurelia, 1103 nucleotides. The record is from the annotation of a GenBank genome assembly. NCBI's taxonomy places the organism in Eukaryota, Ciliophora, Oligohymenophorea, Peniculida, Parameciidae.